Pecten maximus is the source of this 1926-nucleotide messenger RNA. RefSeq lists its product as uncharacterized. Gene Ontology annotation, biological process: protein phosphorylation; signal transduction. The transcript has 8 exons. Bases 1 to 1926 code for a protein of 641 amino acids. Gene Ontology annotation, molecular function: protein kinase activity; ATP binding. The record is from RefSeq and is a predicted model, not a curated record. Gene Ontology annotation, cellular component: cytoplasm. NCBI's taxonomy places the organism in Eukaryota, Metazoa, Mollusca, Bivalvia, Pectinida, Pectinidae.
AUGAUAAAAGAAAACUUUCUUGUAUUGGUAUGCAAGCCGACUAGAAAUCAUCCACAACUUGAUCUCGAUCAAUUCAGCGAAUCCACAAAUGUCAAGCAAUACGCAGACCGUGAUUUACUGGGUAUGGGUACAUUUGGACCGAUCCCCGCUGUACCGACGACUACUUUGGAGGAGGAGCGGAACACUCAGUCCUUUGAUCGAAUCGAUGAGGCGAGACAACUGAGAUCGUCCGUGUUGUUCAAACCAGGAAUUUUCAGCCCUAGCUACUCACCGCAACAGGUACACCUGGGCCAACAAACAUUGUCGAUCGGUAGUUCGUCAAGAGAAGCAGUCACUCUUCCACCUCCAAAUCUACUUCCGGUGAUCACGACCCCAGAAUCCUCAGCAUUGAACAACCCCGCCAUUGGGUUAUUUGAUGCCGUUAGUAUUCCAUCCGUGGACGCGUGCCUUUUCCCUAUUGUGAGUUUGACAGAGAAACCCGCAUCUAAUGCCGUCGUUUUGUCAAAUGUGCCACCAACCAUUUUAUCAGCCACACCAAGUCGAAUUGCUGCCGCACCCAGUUCGUUGCCAAUGGUUCCAGCACCUAUCCAGCAAGCCAUACAAUCAGCUGUCUCAGUUUCUCUAACAUUAACCCAAGGAAGAUUUUACUCUUUGACAAGAGACAUAGGAGGUUCUGUGACGUCUGAUUGGAACGAAAGACUGGAUAUUAAUGAUGUAGCAGUGCCUUCAGCCCACUCGGAAGGCGGAAGAUCAGCCGCUCUGGAAUCACAACUGAUGGCGCUGAUUGAAACACCAAAGAGCGCAUCUCCACUUCCUGUCGCCAUUCAGCAGAAUAGAAGGUCUCUGUAUGGGAAAGUUCCACCACCCGCACCCGCCGGUCAUGGUACCGAGAUUGGCAAUCUCUCUGGAAUCACUGCAGCCAUACCUUCAGCCAAGUCGGAAGGCGGAAAAUCAGCCGACUUGGAAUAUCAACUGAUGGCGCUGAUUGAAUCACCAGAGGAUGUAGCUCUUCCUCCUGCCGCCAUCCAGCCGGAUAGGUCUUUGUAUGGAGAGGUUCUGCCUCCUGUCGCUCACAGUACUGCAGUGAUGGGGUAUCGUCCAUUUACAACAAACAGAAGUGAAGGAGUGUCUUAUGUAUACGAAGAGUCCCAUUACAAUUUCCGUGUCAGAGGACAAAAAAUAGAAACGGCUGAUGCUGCUGUAGACAUUCUGUCUAUAGCAGACUUCAUUUUCCAAGUAAAUCAAGACACGGGAAUCAUCAACGUGAUUGGAUCCGGGAUGUUCGGUGCGGUUUGCACGGCAACACACCUUCCUUCUGGCAAUACCGUUGCAGUCAAAUCACCGUUUAAUCCAUUAGAAGAAACGGAAAGAAUAAUUGCAGAAGCCAGGAUGAUGGAACUUCUCAAAAGCACAAGAUUUGUGCCGAAGCUUUACGGCGUGCUCCCAAACCCUCUAGAUCCACGGAAACUUUUAAUAGUAAUGGAAAUGGUCGGGUCUGGCGUUACUCUCCGAAACAAGCUCUUUGGAAAUUCCCUAAAUGAAAGACAGAAAUUGUCUAUAGCACUUCGUCUGGCCAUUGGACUCUAUAGUGUCCAUCUCAAACAAGUCCUAUUAAAUGACUUGAAAGACGAUAACAUCAUCAUCUAUGGAUCAGAACUACAGGCUAAAUUCAUCGACUUCGGUCACGCCUCCUGCGGAUUUGAAAAGCGGUACACAGGCGAUACAUCCAGAAGUAUUCAUUUGGCGCCCGAGGUCAGAGAAGGCGAGGCCACCACCCCUUCAUCAGACAUUUACAGUCUUGGUUACGUUAUGGCACUGUUCCGUGUGGACUUGUUGGCAGAUCUUGUAAACCAAUGUAAAAGUCCAGACCCAGGCCAGCGACCAUCACUGCCAGUUAUUGUUAGAAUGCUUAGUGAUUUACUGUAG